AUGCCGGGAAAUGUCAGACUCGAGGCCUCAGGAGUUAAGCCAAUCUUCGAAACGGAAGAGCACUCGUCCGGCCGCAAAGUCAUCGAUGAAAUAAAGAACAUCAAAAUCAAGUUCAUCAAAAACACAAGGUGCCACGCUAUCGCAGAAAUUGAGGGACUCAACGUCACUAUCGCAAACGCCAUACGCAGGAUUCUACUGGCCGAAGUGCCGACACUCGCCAUAGAAAGCGUCCAUAUAUAUCAGAACACCGGCGUCAUCCAGGACGAAGUCCUUGCCCACCGACUAGGUUUAGUGCCGUUCGACUGCGACCCCGACCUGAUCCCGUUUAGAAAUAUCGAAGAUAUCAGUGGAAAGAACAGCGUAUGCUUCCAUCUCAAAGUAAAGUGCACCCGAGCAGACUUGGGGGACAGGCCGAAUCUGCCAAUUUACUCCAGGGACCUGAAGUGGGUCCCUCUGUCGACGGAACAGGCUGAGCUAUUUAAAGAUCACCCACCCAAACCCAUACAUGACGACAUACUGCUCACCAAACUCUCGCCAGGGCAGGAAAUCGACCUAAAGGCCUACCUCGAGAAGGGUAUCGGGAAGACGCACGCCAAGUGGUCGCCAGUAUGCACUGCUGUCUAUCGCUUCAAGCCCGAAAUCACCUUCUCGGAGGAGCCGCUUGACGCCAAUGAAGUCGAGGAGCUCGUGCAAAUAUGUCCUAUGGGAGUGUUCGGUGCCGAAAACGGUGUGUUCUGCGAUUCAAACGUACGCAUCAAUUACAGGGCGCAUUACACAGAUAAGGCCAUACAACUGCACGUCGUGCCGCGCAUGCGUAGAGAGGUUUCCCCGACGGUUUCGGUCGAGUCGACAGGAGCCGUGCCCAGCGGGAAGCUCUUCCUCAAGGCCAUUGGCGUGCUUAAGGAAAAGACGCAAAAGCUGAAGCGACGCAUGGCAGACACACUCAGUUACACGCUGUGA
Molecule: messenger RNA, 960 nt
Organism: Babesia bigemina
Lineage: Eukaryota; Apicomplexa; Aconoidasida; Piroplasmida; Babesiidae
Product: DNA-directed RNA polymerase, alpha subunit, N terminal domain containing protein, putative
Exons: 6
Coding region: 1-960 (319 amino acids)
Biological process (GO): DNA-templated transcription
Cellular component (GO): RNA polymerase III complex; RNA polymerase I complex
Molecular function (GO): protein dimerization activity
Source: RefSeq, a predicted model, not a curated record